Messenger RNA from Aspergillus alliaceus, 1149 nucleotides. It is a transcript of the gene nctB, whose product is annotated as negative cofactor 2 transcription regulator complex subunit NCB2. The record is from RefSeq and is a predicted model, not a curated record. The transcript is spliced from 4 exons. Gene Ontology annotation, cellular component: negative cofactor 2 complex. Gene Ontology annotation, biological process: RNA polymerase II preinitiation complex assembly; negative regulation of transcription by RNA polymerase II; positive regulation of transcription by RNA polymerase II. Bases 42 to 635 code for a protein of 197 amino acids. NCBI's taxonomy places the organism in Eukaryota, Fungi, Ascomycota, Eurotiomycetes, Eurotiales, Aspergillaceae. Gene Ontology annotation, molecular function: general transcription initiation factor activity; protein heterodimerization activity; TBP-class protein binding.
GUAGUAUUCUGCCGACAGUACCCACUGGUUGUUCCGACCCGAUGCAGUCCGCGUCUGCCAUUCGAUCAACGCUACUAUUUAUUGAAAGUAUAGUCCCCGCGCAUUGGGAAAAAAAGGUGAUCCUUUACGUUGACAACAGUGCUUUUGUGCGCGAGGGCGUGUUUCUUUCCUCUGUCCCCCACCAUUACUCGUUAAUAAGAUACACUAUGUCAGAUCGAGAGUUCAGUGCGAACGAUGACCUGUCGCUUCCCAAAGCGACGGUCCAAAAAAUUAUCACCGAGAUUCUACCCCCUUCUUCCGGCCAGACAUUUUCCAAAGAUGCCCGCGAUCUCCUCAUGGAAUGCUGCGUCGAAUUCAUCACUUUGAUCUCCUCUGAAGCCAAUGACAUCAGCGAGAAAGAGGCCAAGAAAACAAUCGCCUGUGAACAUGUAGAGCGGGCUCUACGUGAUCUUGGCUUUGGAGAUUAUGUCCCGGAGGUACUGGCUGUGGCGGAGGAGCACAAGGAGCAGUUGAAGUCGCGAGAAAAGAAGCAAAGUAAGAUGGAACAGAGUGGACUGUCGGAGGAAGAGUUGUUACGACAGCAACAGGAGCUGUUUCGCUCGGCUACUGAGAAGUACCAUGCUGCCCCGGAGUAAAGGUCCAGGUUGCAGAUACGAAAAUGCAAUGCGAUUUGACUCUUGCUGGUCAUAGAGGGAACGGAUUCGGAGUUUUGCCUUUCGGACGACGAAAUCUCGGAGUUUAGGUUGUCUGGGAUUGAAACUAUGGUUUCUGACAGGGUCGGCUGGUUUCAUGAUUUUCUUAUUUUCUUCAGUAUCGUUGCAUGAAUUACUCGAAUUUUUCUUUCAAAUACAGAAUACUUUUACGAACGCAAUGGCAAUUGUGUAUGGGUUGUCAUCUUGAGAUAUCAGUGAUACUUAUUUUCUUUCUUAAUUUUCUGCGGUGAACUGAAAGUGAGUUAUUUACUCUGGUUUCUAUUAAUAGGUCACCAUAACUAUGCUAUGGCAUAUUUUUUGUGCGACAACGGAUAGUCUGAGUAGUAAGAGUAAUAUGGGUGAAUUAAUGGUUUGAGAAGAAUAAUGUCACACAUGAUUACUGGUGAUACUAUUCGGUCAUCAAAGACAUAUAUUAGUACAUGUUGCCUAGAGCCAC